Molecule: messenger RNA, 9648 nt
Organism: Strigops habroptila (Kakapo)
Lineage: Eukaryota; Metazoa; Chordata; Aves; Psittaciformes; Psittacidae
Gene: CCSER2
Product: coiled-coil serine rich protein 2
Exons: 10
Coding region: 2093-5263 (1056 amino acids)
Biological process (GO): microtubule bundle formation
Cellular component (GO): microtubule cytoskeleton
Molecular function (GO): microtubule binding
Source: RefSeq, a predicted model, not a curated record
AAGUGAAGUGGGUAAACAAGCUUCUAGUCCAUCUUCCAGUGUAAUAUAAAGUCUAUUUAAAUCAGUUGAGUAUAUAAUCAAUGAAAUGUAAAGUCCUCAAGCUGCAGACAUACCAAAUAUUAAAGUGACAAUAUACUGCACUUGGUCAUCACUAGAUCUUAGUCUGUAGUCUGUUGGUAGGAUUGUUACAACUAUCUUUUCAGUUAAGUAGUUAGAAGCUGGACUUGUCUAUGUAAUGCUUCCCUUUUUUGAAGUUAUUUUUCAAAAAUUAUGAAUUCUGCUUAAAGACUGGAUCUGAAUCUUGAGGCUGUAUAAGCACUGUUAAAUGUCAAAACAGAUAGUGGAGGCUCUCAAAUCUGUCUUAAAAUAUCUCUGUUGUCGUCUUCUUUUAUACACAUAGUUUCCUUUUAGAGUUUUGUUUCAGAAUAAUUUUCAGAUUAUAAAAUUAUGAGCUUCGUGAGCUGAUGCUUAAAGUAUCAGGGUUGAAGAAAUACCUGUCUGUGCCUGCAGAAAGGCACUGGGAGGAAAUUUAAGGCUCUCCUAGUGAGUCUGUAAUAACAAUUCGCCUUCCCAGUGAGUCUGCAAUAUAAUUUCUUCUACUUCUGGGAAGGAAAUAGACAAAAAAGUUUGUUGGAGGAAAUUUCAGUGGGAACAGUGAAGUCAUUCCGCUUAACAGAGUAGGGAAAAAUCGAACCUGUGCUAAUGCAGUUGGUGUUCACAUUAAUGCUCAGAAGCUGAAAAUGACUGAAAAAAAGGAUGAUUGUGUGGUUAAAGCAGUGACGCCUGACUCAGGAAAUCUGAGUUCAUUUCCUGGCCUUGGUAUCUCUUUAGAUUUGCGCAAGAGAUUUAAUCUCUCUGCUUGCCUUUUUUUUUUUUCUUUCUUCCUGUACCACAGGGGAGUAAUAAUGCUUCAGAUUGUUCUAAGAAUAAAUGCAUUAACGUGGUUGAUCCAUUUAAGUUCAGGCAAAAAGACAUACAAACACUUCAGUUCUUGUUCCCUUAUUUUUUACAAAAGGCCUUUUGGCUAUCUACAGGGCAAGCAGAGUAUUCAUGCCCUGUGUCUAGAAAGGUGAGGAGGCACCUGUAGUGCCUGGGCUAACCUCUGUACGCAGGUCUUACACCCUGGCAGCGCACCCAACUUUUAGUCAAGAAGUAGUGGCAGAUGAUGCUUACCAAUUACAGGGGGGUUGGUUUUCUCCUACAUGAACAUAGCUUGAAGCUACUGUACAGCUUGCUUCCUCUGGGAGGGCUGGUGAAGGAGGCAGGCAAAAAUGUAGAAAUAUUGGCAGCCAAAACUUCUGAGAAAAAUGAAACUUUGGAAAUCUGAAGUUGAAGCACAGCAAUAUAGGUGCUGAAAGGCUAAGGUGACACACACAUGAAGAUUCCAAACCAUGGGAGAUGCUGAAACACAAGCCCCAGACAAGCGCCAAGGUGGCUAGGAAAAGCAUUGUGGUAUAAAAACUGAGUGAAAUGAUCCUGAACCAUCUCAUGUAACCACAGGCAAGUAACUUCCUGAACCUCGUGGAAGUCCUUGAUGUUCUGUCAGUGCCUUCUGACUUCUGGCACAGGCAGAAAAUUGGAAGAAAUCAAACUCGCAAGUCCUUGGACGAGAACUAGCGUGGAGAAAGCCCGGUCUCCUGUGGAUUUGCAUGUAGCUGUUGACUGCAAGAGUCCUUCCAGGCUUUUCAGGUAGCUGGCACACUGGUGAAGCCUGUUUCCCCUGUGAGUACUCUCCAUGUCCCAGCACACUCGCAACGUUUUCAUCAAUCACAUUUUGAUUUGUUUCCAUCAACGGGCACACCAAUUGCAAGGGCACGCUGGAAAACGCUGCCAGCGACCCCGUAGGCCUCAUGUCCUUGCGAGCCCCGGGCGACAGACGGAGCUCGCGGGCAGCGCUACCGUGAGGCGCGCCCGUCCGAGGCGCCAUGUCGCUGGCGGCCCCGCUCCGCGCCGCCGCGCCGCAUCACCCCUUCGAAGGCGAAUGCGCGCGCACGGCGCCCUAACGGGCGGCGGGGCGGGGCGGGGCCCAACGGCCGGGCGCGCUGACGUCAGGAUUCAAGCACCCUUUAAGGACCAAUGUACCCCAUAGCUCAUGGAAGAAAAAAAUCAAAUCAGGACAUCCUUGGUUUCCAGGCUACCGAAAUAUGGAACAAAAACUUUAGGAAGUGUUUUGCAACCUGUGCCAAACGGGACAGCUGUUAGUUUAACAGGGAAUAAUGGUGGCAAAAGUUUCAGCAAGCACAAUGGCACUGUUCGCAUGUCUUCCUUUUCUUUCAACUGGAAAAAGUCAAAUAAAUAUCAACUUCAUGAUCAAAAUGGGAGAGACACCAACCCUAAAAAUAACUGUAAUGAAAAAUUAAUUGAUUCUGAGAAGUAUUCUCAAUCUCAAGGAGCAUCGGGUAAUGAUGUGCUCAGGGUGGGUUUAAACAGUACUGCUUCGAUUACAUCAAAAGCAGCAAAACAAACCAAUAUGUUUGUAUCUUCUACUGAGGAAUUAAACCCAAAGUCUUUGCCUGGACUCUCUAGUUCAGCAAAAUUUGCCAAAGGUGCCCUGUCAGGAAGGACCUCGUAUUCCGGACUCAAUGCUCCAAAAUCCCAUUUAAAUGGAUUUUAUGGAAACAGGACGGUGGUAGGUUUGCAGAGACCUAGAGCUAAUUCCAGUUCCACAAGGACAAAAUCAGGAGAAGGCUUGGCACAAUCUACAGACAACAGCAAGACUUUUUCCUGUGAAAAAAUGGUAAGAUCACAAAGUUUUUCACAUUCCAUUCAGAAUUCUUUCCUUCCCACUGCAUCUUUAACCAGGUCACAUUCUUUUAAUAAAGCUGUGGAUCUUACAAGGCCUUAUCAUACUCAAAAUCUAGCUGCCAGGACAUCUCAGAGGUCAACUUUGUUGUCAAGAAAUGCAUGUCAGUUGGAUGUACCCAAUGGAAAUGAACCUAUGAAGUAUGGAUUUGCCAGACCUUACUCUGGUAUGUCGGCUCCUUGUUCGAAGAAGCCCCCACUAUCAAAUGGAUCUGGAUCAGCACCUUCUUUUGGAUACAGAUUAAGUCGGCCUUCUCUGCUGAAGCCUACCCGGCAGCGAUUUGCUGGAAAUAUCGAUAGCAGUAAAAGUACAACUCCUGACACGUGCAUCAUGGAGAACUCUGAAAUUUCAACAAAUAGAACAAUUGAGAAAAACAGUGUUAUAGAGAGCAAUGCUCAAAGAACAGAAUCUGAUGAGGGUUUGCAUGAAAGUAUGGGAAAACAUGGGUCAAAAGUCAUGUGUAUGAGCGAUGAUGGAGAUGAAAUAUCCAUAUCUUCUUUGUCAUCCUCUGAAAAAAUUGAUCUGAGUGAAGACUUCAGUGAUGAUUUCAUAGAUAUGGAAGACCCAAACAGAACUAUACAAAUACAGCAAAAGGACAACCACCUUCAAGAAUUAGAUCAUGGGAAUACAAUGUCAGUUGAACCGUUCAUUUCUCUCAAGGAAAGUGGAGGAUCUUGCUGUAAUGCUGAUGAGUGGCUUGAUAUAAAUAUGUCUGCAGUGGAUGACAACAGUGAAAGCACAAAGCAUACUGCUGAGAAUGUGAUUUCUCCAGAGAUGAAUUACAGAGCUGGAUCCUCUUUUGAGCUUUCUCCAUCUGAUAGCUCCGAUGGCACGUAUAUGUGGGAUGAAGAAGGGUUGGAACCUAUUGGAAGUGUCCAUCCAUGUGGAAGUUAUGAAUCUUCAGAAAUGAACAGCAUAGAUAUCUUGAAUAAUCUGGAUUCAUGUGAUCUUGAAGAUGACGAUCUCAUGCUUGAUGUGGACCUGCCUGAAGACCCAUCUCAUGAUAAAGAGGAAUGUGAAAAUAUGAGCCGUUAUGAUAGACAAGACAGAAAUGCUAGGCAACAUCAGGAAGGAUUCUGGAAAAGAGCACCACAGCAGCGAUGGAAUACACAGGAUCACUAUCAUCUUGGCCAUACUGAUCACUAUAUCCAUGGUAAAAAUGAUUUAAACAGAGGAUCAAACUACCUAGAAUCUCCUGUUGAUCACUUUGAAAGCUAUGGAGCACCAAAUUUUUACCAGGCUCCUAGACAGGUGGUGGGCUUACCAGAGAAUACUGUGAUGCUUGAUGAAAUGACCCUUCGGCACAUGGUUCAAGACUGCACAGCUGUAAAAACUCAGUUGUUGAAACUGAAGAGAUUACUCCACCAGAAUGAUGAAAAUAUGUCACUCCAGGAUAUUCGACUCUCAGUUCCAUCAAGUCCAGAACUGCAAGAACCUGAGUCAACUUUUAAGAUGGACGAUCUGCUGAAUGAGAUCAGGCAGCUUAAAGAUGAACUGAAGAAAAAGGAUGAAACAAUCAACCAAUUAGAGCAUCAACUUGCUACUAGAUGUAACUGCCAGAAAGACAGUCAAAAACCUACAGGGGCAACACGCACGUAUGCUGAUAAAUUUACGCAAACCUCCUGGAGGAGAAGUUCUCCUCAAGUACUACAGCCUUCCAGCAGCCUUCCCAGUUCCACAGACCUCGCCCAGGGAAAACUAAUAAAAAUGCCACAUAUCGAGGCCCACAGUGAAUAUCCUAAACAUGGUCUGCAUGAAAAUAGUAAUCAUCAGAAUCAAAAUGCUGCAGAUGUCUCUCUCACAAAUAGCCUCAAUAAUGUAAACUCUUUAGUGAGCAUGCAGUUAAACAUGAAAGAUGAGAAUGCAUCAUAUUUGGAAAAUUUGAAAAACAAAAAUACUGAAGACCAUGGAGAGGUGGCUAGUAAUAAAGAAGGUACAUUACUAUCUCGUUCCUGUUUUCAGACCUCCACACAAGCUGAUGCUAGAGAGGUGCAGACUGAAUUAGCUGUGAAAGGUCAACCCUCAUUCACAAACCAGGCUUCUCGGCCAAAGACUUUAAGAAUUGCAAAGCCCCCAAAUGCUUUAGUGCCUCCUACGAUGGCCGUUCUCGCACCAUCUGCAAACCAUUCUGCUGCUUCCAAGGAACGUGAGCUUCUACCAUUAAGUAGUUCAGCUCAGCUACAGCCAACAUCUGGUCAGGAUAACCUAAAAGGUAAACAGAGUCAGAAAGUGUCUAAACUCCGCCCACCAACUACGUCCUUUGUCAAAUCUAAGCAAGUGAGCAGUCAGAAAUCCACACCAGUAUCCACAGAGCCUCAGAACACCUGUUUGAAGACUAACAUCCCAAAGCCACCGGUACAGAGAAAGGAAAACGUUCAAACACAGAAUACCGGUUUGCAUUCUGGGGAUAGUUUGUCCUCUAAUCGGCAUUCCCGCCUCCCUAAACCAAAGACACACUGAGAACAUACCUACAUCUCAUUGAAUGAUGCCAUACAUUAAACUACUUCCUAUGUUACGACUGCCUUUGAGGCUGCUUUAUCUUCAGCCUGCAAAUCCUGAGUGAAUAUUAAAAGCAUCUUUCUUUAAUGUUUGCAUACUCAUCCUGAUAUUCAGAGGCUUAUGUUAUGAGCUGUGCAGCUUCUCUAUAUUGCAGGUCUGUAUUAAAGCUUGUUAUUUCCCAGUGAUCUUAGGAAUGAAACAAAUACCGAAGUCUGUGGUGGCCACAAAUAACAGAAUGCUGCACUAUUGUAUUUCAGGAUGGCAGAAAUAAUUUCUUACCUCUGUUUAUUUGAGUUAUGAGACAAUGAAAUUACUAUUUGUUUUAUCUUCUUGGUUCUGAGUACUUGCUAAGUUAGAGCAGUGGAAGAUUAGACUUGCUAGCAGAUGUUUUAUUGGCCAUAAUUCUGACUCUGUAUUCCAGAGGCCUAUGCAAAAAUCCUUGUAUUUAUCUUAAGACUGACAUAUUUAAUGUUAUUUGAUCUGAUGGGUUGGGUGGGUUGUGUUGUUUAGUUUUGCUGUAAUCUGAAGUUACUCUGUUCUUUAUUUAUCCUGUUUUCACUGUUCACAGACAAUAAGCAGAUUUCACAGGGUGAAGUGAAUCUUCUCUCUUAAACAUCAUCAUUUGUUAAAAUAUUGUGGUAUGUUUUUAUUCUGUUGAAUAGACACAUUACCGGGUAGAUUUUUGAAAUGCAGUGCUAAGGAUACUUGUGCAAAACCUUCCAAAAUAGGCUCUUACAAUUUGGUAAGUAGGGAGCCUUUGGGAAUAAGGGGUCCAUAACACCUGUGUCAAGGUUGCACAACAUGCAUUUUAAUUAAUAUUUUUUAACUUUUAUUGUACUACUUGUAUUUAUUGAUUUCUGUUUAACAUUGAAAGACUCUGAAGUACCUGACUUGAAUUUUGCACAAACUUUGCCAUAUGUGUAAGAAUUUGAAACUAUUUUACAGAAUAAAACUUGUAUGAAAAAGGAACUAUUUAUAAAAAUAUGAACCCCGCUUAUUUGCUUUGAGCAAUCCUAUUAUGUUCUAGUCCAGAGCUGGUACUCUUAAGAGUUUUUCAGAGAUGUGUAUUUUGGGUUUGGGUUUUUUCUAGUUUGUUUGGGGUUUUUUUGUAUUUCUGAAGAAGUGCGUGAUAACUGGGAAGGAGCUUUUGGGAGAAAUAAAAAAACCAAACCACCACAACAAAAAAACCCCACACCACCCUGCUCUCUAGGAGAAAUGUUAUUUCUGAAAGUGAUCUGGAAAUAUAUGCCCAUCGUGGUGCAACUGUGGGACCAUGACAUUUGUGCUGUGAGUUAAAUAUGUGCAUAUUCAGUGAAGCUUUCCAGAAACUUAAUGUUAUGUCUCAUCUCCAAUUCUCCCUUCUUUCCUCUGGGAUGUUACUGAUUGGUUUGGUUGGGGGUUUUUUGUUAGUGGUUUGGGUUCCCCCCCCCCCCUUUUUUUUCCUGUUCUUGGAUUGGUUUUAAAAUCAAUGGUAGUAGGCUCUUACAAUAACUUCGCUCAAAAUCAGUUCUUGAACAGCAUACAAUGUCAGUAAAAUGAAACAUAUUUUUUCUAGGCUUUAGCUAUAGGAUGUUGAGAGAUUGCAGUAUUUUCUUUGAAAGAAUUAAAGUGAAUAGGUAUAGAUAUUUCAUAAAUAAAUAAUCAACUUCUGUAAUAUAAGCCCUUUAAAUAGGGGUAUCCUCAUGGAUACCUUAGUUGGAUGGGAGAAGGAAAAAAAUAUAAUUCUCACCUGAAUUUCUCAGUACAUAAUGAAUAUGCAAGAAAGUUUUUUGAUUGGUCACACUGUAAAUUGUUUUAUCUGACAAUUAAGUGGAAAAAUUAAAAGCCUGGGAGGAAAAAUAGGUAUAGAGGAGGUUCUAUUUCAAAACUGAUUAUAUCAAUCUGAAAUAAGAGACGUGCAGGACUUUCUGUUAACUGGGGCGAAGACAAUGCGAGCAAGAAGUAAUAAAGGUAACGUUACAGUUGAUACAGGAUCAAAAGAACUACAAUUCAAGAUUGCUGUAACAAUUAUUCUCCAGGAAAAAAUCUUUCCUUGAAAAGCGUUGAAUUAGAUGGCUUUUGCUGUAAGUAUUUACUUUCAAUAAGAAAAUAAAACUGACUUUUAGCUGGUCUUGGCAGCUAACUGUGUUUCUUGGGAGUUUAAAACUGCUUGAGGGAAUGAUCAGACUCCUGGUUCGUUUUCUGGUCCAUAUAGAUUUCUAUGGAAGGUGGGUUUUUUUACAUUUACUUUCCUUGAAGAGAAGCUGAUUUUAUUUUUAGUUGUGUAUGAUUUCGCGUAAAAAGAUUAUUUUCACUUAAUGCUAUUGACAGAUAUUUCACCAUGAAUACUUUUGCUUCUUGUUCUAGAAGUAUCAGCAGCCUGAAUUAGUGAUGUUAAAAUUUUUAUGUUUACAUUUAAAAGUAUAGAUAUCUAUCUGUCUGCACCUUUACUGAAAAUUAAGGAACAAAGCAAAGAGAUGAUCAGGGUUUUCAUAAAAAAGAUAGUUUGUAAUUAUUUUUUUUUCCAGAAAAGCAAAAAUAUAUUUAUUCUGUUGUGGUUUUUCUUUUUCUGUGUUAAAGAAGAAUAAGUAUAUUAUAUUCUUUUUUUUGUAGCAUUUCCCCAUUUUGUUCUGACAGAUUAGUGAGACAUUGAGCAGGAUUUUGUCAUGGAUGAGACAGAUGCUAGCCUGAAUUGUAUUUGUAUUCAGCUGCUGAGUUCGCAUCUCUCUAAAGACAGCUACGUAUUUUGGCUCUUCAGACUUUACCAGAGAAGGCUCUGUUGCAUGUAUAGCAAGUCCAGAGUAUGAGCAAAGCCUGUCAGUAGAUGGGCAGCUGAGACAGAAAAAUUGAAGUUUGAAGUUUCACUUCAGUGAAGGACAGGGGUUGGGAGGAGACGGGUAAGAGGGCUCUGUGUAGAGCUUGUCAAAUGGGAUUAAGUAAGUAUUUUCAGGUAAUGUAUCUACCUUAAUGGAAGGUGCAGAUACAUCAUCAGUACUGGUGCAGAUUAUCUUAAAUGCAUAAAUUAAAUUAUUUGAUACCUUUAGGGGGUUUUUUGUUUUUUUUCUUUUAGGUUUCAAAAACUGGUUUAUUGCAUUUUUUUGUUUGAUUUCUCAUUCUUUUGUGCAAUAUUCACAAAAAUAUUAAACUACUGUUCAGUCUGUGUGUACAGAGGCAACUACGCAUUUUAACAAAUGAAUAAACACACAAAAAAACCCCAGAAUUGCACUUUAAAUGAGCUUAAUUGCUUGAAGUUGUGCCUAAAAUAAUCUAGAUGCCUCCUGCUGUGUAGUGUUGCUGUUUCCAAGGUAUCUUCACAUCAUUUUCACAGAAUUGAUAUGCACUGCAGCAUGUUUAAAAAUAUUCAUAUAGUGUACUGAGUUUUUUGUCGUGCAAUAGCUUAAUUUUACUGUGGAAUUUUCAUACUGAUGAUGCAACUGGAUUAUUACCUUCCCCUUCCCUAAAGCUAGCACUUCCUACUGCAAAUCAAGGCCAAUGGCAAAAGUUCCCUAGGACUUAGCAUAACCCUUAGAGAAUAAUGUUCCCAGUGUAUGUUUUUGUUUGAGAAAAGAAGUGCAAUAUUAUCUCCUGGACCUUCUCAAAAUAAUCACAAAUGCCCUGAAAAUCUAAAAUAGCACUGACCUUUUUUUCACAUAGUUGCAAAAAAAGAGGGUUCCUCAACUUUACAUCUCAUAGCAGUGAGACUAGGCAUAGUAACUAGACUGCAUCAUAGGUCAAUAAAAUUCAUUUCAUCCUUCAACUAAAUGCUGAUUUGUUGUAAUGAUGCUAGAAAACUGAAUACCAUGUGCGUGAUUUACUUUGCAUGUCAUACCCAUGUGCACAUUUUAAAGUGUCAUACUUGAGUAGGUUGCAUGUUGGGGGGAAGUACUUCUGGUUUUGCACAGCACAUAAUAUUCCUAAUAUAGACAUUUUCUUGCCAUACAAAUGGAAUCCGUUCUUGAAUUGGGCUUCUGUAGCUAUUCUUGAUCUUGUUGCAGUGCUUUUUCUGAGCAGAGUGGAUUUAAUACAUGAUCCUGGUGGUAGGUCUCAGUAUAGUCAUCUUACAACUAUGCUAUCAAGGAAAUUUAGUCACUGUUGUGGUAAAGCUGCUCACUGCCUACGUAACUGUAAAAGCACCACAAUAAAAACAAUAUAAUUCCAGUGUCAGUGAACUCUUAAAUUCAAUACUAGCUAAAACAAGAGGUACCCUUACUAUCUGCUUCAUUUGUUUUGUUUUUUAACCCAGGCCAGAGUAAAUACUGUAUAUUGGAUAUUUGCUUGUAAAGUUGAUUAAAAAAAUCUGUAUGUAAAAAUUCUUUCCUCAGUGUUGCUCUAGUGAAUAAAAAUAAAAGUCAUAAUUCUAAUAAGUA